Molecule: messenger RNA, 2024 nt
Organism: Oncorhynchus tshawytscha (Chinook salmon)
Lineage: Eukaryota; Metazoa; Chordata; Actinopteri; Salmoniformes; Salmonidae
Gene: cmpk2
Product: cytidine monophosphate (UMP-CMP) kinase 2, mitochondrial
Exons: 5
Coding region: 113-1372 (419 amino acids)
Biological process (GO): dTTP biosynthetic process; dTDP biosynthetic process; dUDP biosynthetic process
Cellular component (GO): cytoplasm; mitochondrion
Molecular function (GO): dTMP kinase activity
Source: RefSeq, a predicted model, not a curated record
GGUUUGUCUGUCAAGCGCCAUAAGUUUCGUUCCCCCCCCAGUUUCCCAAAUCAGGCGUGCCUGUCAGUUGUGAUUCAGCUGAAAGUGCAUUUCGUUCGUGGUUUGAUUCAAGAUGGCAAGACGCAUGAUGUCCCGCUUGGGCCAGUGGUCUUCUUAUGUUUUUGCAGUGGACUUCGAUACGAACUCUGACCCAAUCUACUUCGCCCUAGCAAGCAAGCAGAGCGAGCGGCCACAAGUGUUCAGAAAUGUCCUCGCUGAUGAAAUGUGCUACUCGCUCCAUGUGCAGAGCGAUGACAAAAUUGAAAGAGCAAAGUUUUAUGGAGGACUGAAAAAAAAACUUUCAAAAGAGUUACCUCCGGAAUGUACGAUUUUGGAAAUGUCCAUAUUUCAGCCCAAUGUCAAAGAUUCUGUCAUCAAAGGAUAUUUUCUAAAAGACGCAUCUAAGUCCUCAGCGACUGAACGAGUAUUAGGCGAGUUGCUUCGCAAUGAUCCAGUCUAUGUAUGCUCCUACUUGUGCGGGGGAGAGGACAGACAGUGGUCGCAACACCUGUGGUCCAAUACAGAAGACGGUUGGGUGGAGGUGUUGGAGAAAUACUGCGUGGUACCUGCUGAAAAGCCAGUGCAUCAUCCUUCAACUCUCAACAUUAUCAACUAUGACGUAUUCUAUAGUUUUGAGGAUGCCUACAAAGUUCUGCAACAGUGUGUUGACAUCAUCCCGGAGUCCAAGGCAGUGCUGGAGCUUGUGGACCAGCGACUCGAGUCUAAGGAGAAAACGGACUUUCCUGUUAUUGUCAUAGAGGGAUUGGAUGCUACAGGCAAAACCACUCUGACUGAGUCCCUGACGGAGGCACUGGGGGCCACUCUCCUUAAGUCCCCUCCGCAGUGUCUGUCCCCAUGGAGGGCCCGCUUCGACACUGAGCCCCCCCUCAUCCGCAGGGCCUUCUACGCCCUUGGGAAUUACCUGACAGCAGGACAGAUAGGCCAGGAGGCCAGACAAGCACCUGUCAUUGUAGACAGGUACUGGCACAGCACAGCAGCCUACGCCAUUGCCACGGCGGUGGGUGGUAAGCUGGGUAACCUUCCCCAGGCUGGCAGUGAGGUGUAUGGCUGGCCAGGGGACCUCCUGAGGCCCAGCCUGGUGCUGAUGCUCAGCCUCAGCUCACAGGAGAGGAUGAGGAGACUACAGGUCAGAGGUCAGGACAAGACCAUGGAGGAGGAGGAGCUGGAGGCCAAUCACCUGUUCAGACAGAAAGUGGAGGAGGCUUACCAGCGGAUUGAGGGCCCGGCCUGCGUCACUGUGGAUGCCAGUCCUUCUCCAGACCAAGUGCUCCAACAAGUGCUACUUUUAAUUAGGGAAAAAUGCCACUUGUAAACAGCUCCUCUCCUCCUCUCCCAGUCUUGCCCCAGAUGGCUAAUAUUCUGUUGUGGUCCACUAGGUGGUAGUAGAGUGCCAUUGAUUUGACAGAGGCAGGGCUAGUGAGAAGAGGGCAGGGUGUAGUAGAGGAUCUGGACUGUGGAUAAGCCUCAUAUGGCAAAGGGCCAGUACUACACACUCACACACACACACAAUCAUGCAUGCACACAGUAGCACACAGUCUCUCUCCUUCACACACACACACAUACACAGAUAGAACCAAGACCCCGACCAGUGCAUGUCACAACAUGUCCUAUUCUGUAUGACUGCCAUCAGUGAGAUGAGGAGAAACGUUAUUAUGAAUGCCAUUGUGUUCUGUCAGUAGUGAUACUUAGGGAUAUGCAGCCAGACAGCCCACGGUGACAACCAUUUUUAUUAGGCCUGAGAUUCAGGAAAUGAAAGGGAGGGUUUGUAUAGUCAUCAGUCACAUCUAUUUCAUUGAAACGUAUGGGCCAGCAGCUAACUCUACAUUUUCCUUUUGAAGUAGCUAUAUGGACCCAGGGAUUAAAACGCACACACAGAGCAAUAUGAUACAUUUCACAUUACAAUAACACUGCUCAUUUGUUUGAGUACUAUUUCAAAUUAAAGGAAACAUAUUGAAUAUACCAGG